Fusarium pseudograminearum CS3096 is the source of this 249-nucleotide messenger RNA. RefSeq lists its product as uncharacterized. The coding region runs from base 1 to 249 and encodes 82 amino acids. NCBI's taxonomy places the organism in Eukaryota, Fungi, Ascomycota, Sordariomycetes, Hypocreales, Nectriaceae. The record is from RefSeq and is a predicted model, not a curated record. The transcript has 2 exons.
AUGAAGUUCACCGCCGUCGCCAUCACUGCUCUCGCCUCCGUCGCUGCCGCGUCUCCUCUCGACGUUGCUACCAGUGGCUGCAAGCCCGGUACCUACUCCUGCACUCCCGACAAGACUGGCUGGCAGGUCUGCGAUGUCACCAGCAAGUGGGUGGCUGCUGGAGUUUGCCCUCCCAAGACCGGCUGUGUCUUCUACAAGAAGAGCGCCAGCCCCUACUGUGUCCCUCCCGGCUUCAAGUUCCCCCAGUAA